Sodiomyces alkalinus F11 is the source of this 762-nucleotide messenger RNA. RefSeq names its product NADH-ubiquinone oxidoreductase 10.5 kDa subunit. The record is from RefSeq and is a predicted model, not a curated record. NCBI's taxonomy places the organism in Eukaryota, Fungi, Ascomycota, Sordariomycetes, Glomerellales, Plectosphaerellaceae. The transcript has 3 exons. Bases 65 to 349 code for a protein of 94 amino acids.
CUCGGUCGUGAUAUGCGACCAUAGCAUCCCAACCAGCCAGCUUAAACGGUUCACCAGCCCAUCCAUGUCGACCAAAUACGCCUUCGCCUCCGCCCUCAGGGAGGUGCGAUUCCUCUUCUGCCAGACUUCAGAGCACAGCGCAGCCACUCGGGCAUUCCUGACACGGUCAUACCCUGUGAUGAAGAAGCACAACCCCCAGACUCCGAUAAUGUUGCGUGAAGCAGCCGGCACUCUUCCGAAGGUCUAUGCGAGAUACGACUUUGGCGUCGAGAAGGCGAAGAGCCUCGAGGGGCUGUCGGACAAGGAGAUCGAGGACACCGUAACCGGUCUUGUCAAGACCGGCGCAUGAGAAUGGAUACAGUGUAUCCCCUUGGAAAUAGGGAAUGAGGAAUAUGAGAGGUUCUGUAUUAUACCGGCCGAAUUAGAAACGAACCGACUCUAUCCGCGUCCACCUGAUGAGGAGGGAGAUCCGGCUGUGGAACCGCGAAUAUAUUAUGGUGAGCCAAGGCGACUCAUGACGGAGCAGCAGUCACGACACCGUAUGAUAAGAACGGAAUGCGAGAAAAGCAGUUCCCAGCGCAUUUCAUUCUAGGUAUUGCAGCAGCUUAGUCGGGUCGACUGUCUAACAGCCAACCAUGUUGGAACCUCUUCUUGCUCGUAACAUGGAACGUCUCAAAGCUCGGCCAAAUCCUUCACAUAAAGCGUUAUCUCCUAGCUAGACCACCUCAGGUAGCUGUACUCACUUAUCUCACUUGUGCUAAC